Messenger RNA from Dioscorea cayenensis subsp. rotundata (Guinea yam), 1166 nucleotides. Its product is annotated as probable basic-leucine zipper transcription factor F. The transcript has 6 exons. The coding region runs from base 1 to 1044 and encodes 347 amino acids. Gene Ontology annotation, molecular function: DNA-binding transcription factor activity; sequence-specific DNA binding. Gene Ontology annotation, biological process: regulation of DNA-templated transcription. Lineage: Eukaryota; Viridiplantae; Streptophyta; Magnoliopsida; Dioscoreales; Dioscoreaceae. The record is from RefSeq and is a predicted model, not a curated record.
AUGUCAAAUAACAGUACUACAAAGGGUGAUCUCACUGAAUGGAGUGAGUUCGAAGCAGCUCGAGCUUUAGCUUCAAUUGCUGGGAUACAAACCAAGAUUUUGAAGAAUGAAAAUGAUGAUGAAACUCCGAAUGAUAACAAUGACUUGAAGACUAGAAAUGGGUUUGAUCUAGUACUGGCAAUGUCUAAAGAGGAGGUUGCUUGUCAGGAAGGUGGUAUUAUUAACAAAGAUGGUGAGAAUGGGCUGACAGAGGAACCCAAGUCCAGUGAAAAUAUUGACUGCUUAGACAACUACGACGUCACAGUGAAAACAACCAAAGGAAAGCACAACUUAACAGAGGCUGAGAAAGAACAGAAAAGAAUGCGGAGAGUUUUAGCUAAUAGGGAGUCAGCUAGAGAAACUAUUCGAAGAAGACAGGCAUUUCGUGAAGAAUUGAUAAAAAAAGUUGCUGAUUUGUCUUUGGAUAACCGAGAUAUUAAAAUGCAAAGAGAACGGUUGAUGAAUGAGUAUAAUACUCUGAAAGACAAUAACAAACAACUGAAAGAACGGAUUGCAAAGGCGAAACAUUGCCCGGAAAAAAGCUCAACGACGGCGAUUCCAGUGACUGGUUAUUCUUUUGCUCCUUAUCCAUGGACUUCAUGGUCUCCAUUUUCAUAUGAUCUUGGAAAUUCUCUAGGAUCUUGUGGAGUUUAUGUGCCUCAUCAUCAUGCUUGGUUUCAUCCUCACCAAGCUUCGGGACCUUUGCCAAUGUAUGUCGGCACAAACAUACACGGCUCGGUUCCAUACUGUCAUCAUCAAACUAAUGCUUCAUCUUCAACAAUUGUUUCUGCAAUGCAAGAUGGAAGUGAUGAACAUGAACAUCCUAUGCAUUUGGUUCUGAACUCAAAUGCGAACUCUUCGUUUCCUUCUUCCGAUGAUCAAGGGAAGUCACACGUCCAACCGACAUCAUCGGUGUCGGCUUCAGCUGCUGAAGCUAGAAAGAAAAGAAAGGAACUCACCAAAUUGAAGCAUCUUCAAGGAAAGCAGGUGAGCAAACACAACUGAUAUCCAUCCAAAUCUUGGUUUAUGACCAGAAAAGUAUUAAUCUGUGGAAGAUCAUGAGAACAUCUCUUUGGAGCAAAAUUUAUAAGUUUGCUUGUUGUGUGUCUUUCCUUUCAAGAUGAGUU